Molecule: messenger RNA, 2514 nt
Organism: Bursaphelenchus xylophilus (pine wood nematode)
Lineage: Eukaryota; Metazoa; Nematoda; Chromadorea; Rhabditida; Aphelenchoididae
Source: the annotation of a GenBank genome assembly
AUGAGAUUGGCGCUGGAUUCACGGGAUAACGGAAGAAAAAGCGCGGCGAACGGUAGGGUAGACUCGAAGGCUGGAGGGAAACAGAGCGGUGGGCAAAGGAUUAGAUGGAUAAGGUAGGAGAUGUUGGGUGAUUGGGCAAAUGUAUUGCUUGAUAUAUGAUUCGUCAAGUUGCGUAUUGAUUCAUGAUUACUGUAGCCUAUAAUGUCAUCGUUUUGAAGCUGAACGUAUGAGGUUCAAAAAAGGUUUAUAUAACAGUUGAAAUCCUUGAAAUGCAACUCUGACUUUUUGAUGAAAUUUGACACAACUUAACACCCAUUUUUCAAGAUUUUUGCCUGACCUUUAGCUUGAUCUGGACAGCUCUAUCCUCCCAUUUCCAGAUGAAAACCUCCUCAACUCCGCCAGAUCGGGCGGAUGAAGCCGACUCUUUUCGCAAAGUCGCCCUCUUUGGCGUUUGUAUGGCCACCACUUCUUGCAUCCUCAUUAUGAUCUCCAUGCCGAUGAUCUACAGCUAUGUCCAACAAAGGCAUACGUUCAUGUUGGAUGAGCUUCGUUUCUGUCAAUCGCGAGCCAACACUAUUUUGGUGGAGACGGCCAAAACGACUGUUCUUCAAGAAGUCAACGCAAAAUUGGGAGGUAUUGGAAGGCGGCACAGAGAUGUUAGAGAUGUCGAAAAGGCGGUAAAACAGUUCAAUGUGCUCUACAAGGAUCGGCUGAGGCGGCAGAAUGGAGAGAGCGAGGUUCAAAGGAUAAACCGGGAUUUGAGGAGACAAGUCAGCGAGGCUGUUUCAAGUUAUGGCGUGGUAAGCAAAAUAUGGGAGAAAAUGCGGAACUUUACGUGCUAUUCGACUGAAGUUAAGGUCAUGGUUUUCUAAAGCAUAAGCAAGAUUUUUGACUUUUUUGUCUAUGGCAUUAACAUGACAUUUUUAUUCGGAAUGUUAGUAAAAGGGAAAAAUGACAAGUUUAAUUCCAGUAACCCACCAAAAAAAUUUUUUAGGACAGUUCUUCACCCUCAGGCUGCUGCGGAUGCGGUGUCUCUCCACCCGGCCCUCCUGGUCGCAAAGGUCAUCCCGGAUGGCCCGGGGUCUCUGGACAACCCGGACGACCAGGAAGAAAUGGAGCAGAAGGUGCGCCUCCUCCUCGCCCAAACCUCAACAUUGAUUGGUGCUACGAAUGCGCCAACUCCGUGCCCGGUCGACCUGGUCAACCGGGACCUCCCGGACCCCCUGGCCAGCGAGGAUAUCAAGGGUUUGACUCGUUGCUUCAUGCUGAACCCGGCCCACCGGGGCCUCCAGGGCCUGUGGGGCCAAGCGGAGGGAAAGGACCAUGCGGAGCGGGCGGACGGCCUGGUCUGCCUGGAAAACUAUACGUUGUGGAGAGAAUUGGGCCUGCUGGGCCUCCAGGCCCUCCUGGCCCACGGGGAUAUCCUGGAAGGGCGGGAACACCCGGAAAGAAUGGAGAAGAGCCAAGAAGAGGUAGGUUAAAUGUUGAGUCGCAAAAGGAACAGUAUGCCUCCAGCCCUGUGAUACUUUUCGACACUAAAUUGGAGGUGAUCUUUUACUAUAUUUAUCCAAUUUCGACAGUGCAAAACAUGGGCUAAUACGAACCUUACACUUUAAAGACUGUUUCAAGAUCGUGAAUCUUAAUUUUGAAAAAAUUUUCAGGUCCUCCCGGAGACCCAGGACAACCAGGCCGUCCAGGAACUCCAGGAUUCCCCGGCCAACGCGGUUUUCAAGGAGAAACCGGACCCCGUGGAUCAUGCUUACACUGUCCUCCACCAAGAACCGCGCCAGGUUAUUAACCUUCGGUUAGCGGCUCACCAUGACCAAAGAACAAUAAUAUCUUUGUGCGACAACUUUACUAAUAUCAGUUACGGUAAACAAACAAAUAAAAUUUAUUUAUUUUUCAAUGGGGCUUCCGGGGUUUAAAUAAUUUCUACUUGUUUUCGAAUUCUUAUCUUGUUUCCAAACUGUAAACAGAGAUUCUGCAAGCGGGUUUGUGUUCACGUUACAACCGUUGAUUGUUAACCCCGCGGUAACAAAUAUUGCUACAGAAGAAUGGUACGAUAAGGCGGACUCGGAAUGUUUUAUUUAAAUAGUGGUGAAUAUUGGAGGCAAAUCCAUGGGGCUGCUUAAUGAAUGGUACAUAAAAAUUAUUUGCAAAAUUUUGCAGAAUUUUUUCGCUAGCUAACAAGGGAAUGGUUUGAACUGUCCGUGAGCUUUCAACAUGAGACCUAGAAAUUCUGAAAGAGCGUACAAAGUUUAGUGGGAAUCCGUUUUCCAUUUUUGCCGAAUGGUCUUGGGAGACGAGAAAUAUCGACAGAAAGAUCCGACAAAAAAAUCGAGAGAGAGAAAAGACGAACCGAAAGGCCGAGAGAAGCGUUACCAAAUAGUCUAGUGGAAAAAGUUCCACGCACGAAACUUUUAGCAGAGGGAAGCCUUGGAGGUUCGAGUCCACCCGGAGCGGAUACCAUCGGCUUGGAUCUACGUGUCGUUAGUGUAUUCGACAACUACGUAA